Patella vulgata (common limpet) is the source of this 10272-nucleotide messenger RNA. RefSeq lists its product as uncharacterized. The coding region runs from base 39 to 2660 and encodes 873 amino acids. The transcript has 22 exons. Gene Ontology annotation, cellular component: cytoplasm. The record is from RefSeq and is a predicted model, not a curated record. Gene Ontology annotation, biological process: proteasome-mediated ubiquitin-dependent protein catabolic process; regulation of proteolysis. NCBI's taxonomy places the organism in Eukaryota, Metazoa, Mollusca, Gastropoda, Patellidae. Gene Ontology annotation, molecular function: ubiquitin protein ligase binding.
UGUACCCCAGCGCAUGCGCGAAUAAUGUAAACACCAACAUGGCGGCUGAAGAAUCGCUGUAUUAUGGAACUUGGAAGAUUGUUGAGUGUGUUUCUUUGGCUGGAGUCGUGGAAACGACGGGAGUUGAGGGAACUGAAUUUCAUCUAGAUGAGAAUGGUGAUGUGUCAUGGAAAAUAUCAGAAGAUGCUGAACAUAUGCCUUUCUUUAACUGUGAAACCUAUGAGGUAACACCGGAAAAGGGAAGUAAUCGAGCAUGUUUAAAAUUUAUUGGAACAUUUGCUGGUCAUGUGAUAGAAUUUAAGAUUGAAGUAGCUGAAGAUUUAAUGUUAUUAACAUAUGAAAGAUGUUGUAUGUUACAGUGUCAAAAGGUUUCAACUUAUGAUCAUAAAGAUGACAUACCGUUCUCAUUUCUUGGUGCUUUAGAAGAUGGUUAUUUCUCAGAUAUGGUUAUUAAAUCAGAGAGUGGCAAGGAGUUUAAAGUUCACAGUACCAUAUUAAACCUCAGUGCAGUUGAGAUGGACUGGAGUCGACAACCACCACCUUUGUCGGGGUUACGAGAGGAUGUGUUGGAAACAACUUUACAUUAUCUAUACGCUGAGUGUUUACCUAGAAACUUAUCCGAAGAUACUGUGAAAAAUUGUAUUAAAUCUGUAGGAAAAAUGCCAGGAUUUUCAAAGUUUUCAGAGCUUUGUGAAACAUAUUUAAAAAAUACAGCCCUCAAGCAACAGAUAAUAAGUUUAAUAACAGAUAUGCAUGCUUGUGCUGAUAGAAUUAUUGAAUUAUUUACCGGUAAAUCUAGUGGAGUUAAUUCUGAAGGAGAACCUAUAGUAGAAGAAGGUCUCAUGUUAGAUCCAGCUAAAUUAUGUUAUACAGUUAGAUUAGGUUUACGAGAAACUUCCGUUGCGUGUGCUAAAUUAAUAAUGUUAUGUGAUCUGUUCUCAAGACGGAAGGGUGAAUUAUCACGAGAAGAAAGACAUGAGAUCAUGAAAUAUGCUAAAUCAAGAAUCCCGGUAUUUAUGUGUCAACUCCAUAGAUUUCUAGAGAUCUGUAAACAUCAUUCCUAUAGUAUAUCGGCACCACGACGUACAGAAAUAUCUGAUGUCUUAGUUCCAGAAUUAGAAACCGUUGUAGACAGGUUGACACGUGUUGCCAUAGAAACAAAAGCAGCUUUAGAACAAGUAAUUAGCAACAGUAACCAUGGUGAUAAAGACAAGGGAGAUAAACCAGAAAAAUCUAAGAAACAUCAUGUUAGAGAUGUGUUAGGCAAAAAACUCAGAAAUGCAUUACAUGUAAAAGAAUUAAAGAAAUUAAAAGACUUUCAUGACAGAGCUAGUACAAGUUUUGCUCAUUUAAUGCAGAAAAAAGAGAAUUUUGGUAACAUGACUCAAUCUGAAAAAAUACGAUCAGUUUCUAAAAACCUUGAACAGCUUAUUGAUGAAAUUCCAAUGUUUUUAAUAAGAUUAGAAGAAUUACAGAGAUUAGUUGAUAAAUUACCGUGGAGAGAGUGGAAAUACCUCUUUAAAUUAGCUACAUCUAAAACGGCAUGGGGUUUAGCAAAAGUCUUAGCAAACAAGUCUACACUUCAACCUUUGAUUAACCAGGCCUGUGAUAUUGUUAAUCGUGAUCAGUUUACUAACUCGUUAGCAGCCCUUGGUCUCACGGCAACAGAUUCCUCUACAGAAGGUGCUGCAGCUUGCUCGAAAACCAAUCAAAAUCAUACAAAAUAUUCACAGCUAAGUUGUAUUGAAUCAUUAUGUGUAUCACCACAACCAAGAGACAGUACAUUAGCUACUAAAUCAAAACAACUGCUCAAAUCUGGUACAACAACAGAUAUGAUCUUUCAAAUAGUUCAAGAGCCUGUUGGAGAUAUUGUAAUAGAUCAUACUAAAUUAGAACAUAGUGAAAAUCAUGAUGUGUAUGAAAUACACGCUCAUUGUGUGAUUGUGUCUGCUAGAUGUGAUUGGUUCCGUCGAGCCUUACUCAGUGGCAUGAGAGAAUCUAUUAAUAAAAAAAUAGUGGUUCAUGAUACGAAUCCUGAGUUAUUUCAACUGUUUUUAAUGUAUAUAUAUAGUGGUACUUUAGAUACACACGAUACAACAGCUGAACAACUCGCUGAUAUGUUAACGCUCUGUGAUAGAUAUGAGAUGGAUAGUCUUAAAGUUAUUUGUGAACAUUUAUUAAAACCUCAUAUAGACAUAGACAAUGCUCUUUGUUUAUUUAGUCUCUCUGAUCAACUUCACGCAAAAUAUCUCAGGGAGUAUACAUUAAAUUAUAUAGUCGAACAUCCUGAGAUAGCUAAUAAUGAAGAAUUCUGUGAAUUACCAGAUCAUUUACAGAUUGAGAUAGGAGAUUAUAUUACAUGGCAUGGUUUAGAUGGAAGAAGUCCAGGUAGUCACCGUGAUAACAACAGUUCACGAUCAAGUUUUAGUGAAACAGAUGAAUUGCCAACAAAUAUAGAUCUAGGCUGUACUCUGCCUGACGAGACAUCUUCCUCAUCAGAAGAUUUACCUUUUAUGGAAGAUGCAACACGGUUAGAAACCUGUUUAUCAGCGUUACGAGACAUAAUAGGUGACUCCGUACCCAGAGACGAACUUGUCAGAGUGGCAUUAGCGGCAGAUUAUGACGUCAAUCGGGCGUUGAAUUUUUUCUUCUCUUCUUAGCGACACUAAGCAUAUCCCAAGUUGUAUUAUCUCACGCUGUACAGGGUUUGAAAGAUGUAGACUUGAACUUACCAGUAUUUUGUUUGUAUAUGUAUUUAUUAUAAGCCUGGAAGUUUUCGCUACACAUACAAUUACACUGACAGAUUCGCCUCAAACUAGGCAUAAAAUUGACAUGAAAAUAACAGAAGUUGUUAAUUAGUCACUGAAUUAAAAGAUUUAAUCUUGUUUAUUUUAAGUAGUCAAAAAAUCCAAAGUGAAAGUAAUGUUGUUUAUAAUAAAUUUUUUAUUUAUAUUAUUUGUUUAGUUAAAAGGAAUUAAUUCUUGAUUAUAAACAAGCCCUGGACAUAAGAAACCUGUCACAGAUUUUGUCAGAUGCAAUUUAUCACACAACAUAUAUAUUAUAAUAAACAAGUUGCGUGAUAAUUUGAAUAAUAUUAUAUUAAUUUGGUCGUAUAAUACUAAUAUUAGAAUCUAAUAUUAGAUAUUUCCUGAAGUCUUGAUAUGGUCGUAUAAUAAUAAUAUUAGAUAUUACCUGAAGUCUUUGAUAUGGUCGUGUAAUAUUAGAUAUUUCCUGAAGUCUUUGAUAUGGUCGGGUAAUAUUAGAUAUUAUCUGAAGUCUUUGAUAUGGUCGGGUAAUAUUUGAUAUUAUCUGAAGUCUUUGAUAUGGUCGUAUAAUAUUAGAUAUUACCUGAAGUCUUGAUAUGGUCAUAUAAUACUGAUAUUAGAUAUUACCUAAAGUCUUUGAUCUGGUCAUAUAAUACUAAUUUUAGAUAUUACCUAAAGUCUAUGGUAUGGUUAGGGUCGUAUGGUACUAAUAUUAGAUAUUACCUGGAGUCUUUGAUAUGGUUGUAUAAUACUAAUAUUAGAUAUUACCUGAAGUCUUUGAUAUGGUCAUAUGAUACUAAUAUUAGAUAUUACCUGAAGUCUUGAUAUGGUCAUAAAAGAUUAGAUAUUACCUGAAGCCUUGAUAUGACGGUAUAAUACUAAUAUUCUAAAGUCUUUGAUGAUGGAGAAUAAAAAGGGAAAGAACAUGAUUUUGUACAAAUCUUGUUGGUAUUCACCAGACUUGACUGAUUGACUGUCAAAUUGACCAGAUGAAGAAUUUACCAGUUGCUCAAUUUAUAUGUCAGAAAAUUCAAAUUUCAAAGAAUUUAAAAUUAAAACACAAAAAAUACAGAUAAUCUCUUAAUUUUUAUGUGUAAAAUGGACAAAAUAUCUUGAUACAGCACUUGGCCGGUCCACCCAAGACUCAUUUUAUGCUCCGGUACCCGACAACAAUAAAAGGAACAUCCGCACAAUCUCUCUUAAGCCUGAUGAGUUCAAACUGAACGAAACUAAUCGCUUCAUUAGAGAAAUCUGGGACGGCUACUCACCACUCAUAGAUUUCUAACUUGUUAAUUUGAAGUAAAUAAAACUGGUCAAAAAUUGAACAUCUGGUAAAGUUGUGAAUUGAAAGCCCUGGUAUACGAAGAUGAUUGUUUAUAAAAUUCCUUAUUGGUGUUUUGUAUUUUUGUAAUUUUAAUUUGAAGAUGUAUUAAUUAUUGUAAGUAUUUUGAAAUUGGUAUGGGUAAUUUAAUUCCUCAUAAUUUCAUGUUUAAAUUAUCGUAUGUUUAUUGAUAGGAAUUAUGAAUGUUUUAUGAUAUAAUUUGUUUUAAUACCAUUUUAUUUAAUAAUAAUCUGUUUGCAUUUAUUUGUCAUAUCGUGUCUAGUAUUUCUUGCAUUUUUAGUUCCAGGCAAUGAGGUUCUAAAAAGUUUUCAUUUGUCCUGGAUACAAUAUACACUGUAACCUGGAUAUCAUUUAAUCUUGUGUAUUUGGCAUUAAUUUCUUUCACAUUCAUUUAAUAUCAAAUCUUUGUUUGAAAAUUUCUAAAAAUCACUUCAAUUCAUCCAAAAUUAUCUAAUUUGUAAUUGUGUCCAGUUUAAAGCUGACCAUUCAAUUUUGAUAGCGACUGUCCAAAGUGUGUAAUUUCUCCAUCACUGUUAAUAAAUAAACAACCCAAUUGAUUAUUGAUGUAUAAUGAUUUAUUUUUGAACAUUGUUCAGGAAAUUAAAUGUUUGUAAACUGGACAAUCAUUAUCAAAAUUAAUCGGACAGCUUUAAACUGGGUAACCAUGGUGGAUAAGACGCUGGCUCGCUAGCCUGGAGGUCUUGUGUUUUCUCCCGAUGUUGGCUGAGAAAGUUCAUCAAGGUUUGUCCAGCGUGGUUUCCCCAGCUGUCGAGUUAUUUCAGAUAUAUAAGAGUAGUCCGUAGCGCCGCUGUCCGAACAAAAUUUCCCUCAUAGCACACUGUAUGGGGUAUGCCGUCUUCAUUAGCCCAGUUGGAGCAGAACAGUAGGACGUUAAUCCCCAUUUGAUGUUGAAUGAAUGUGAAAAAUUAAUGCUAAAUACACAAGAUUAAAUGAUACCUGGGUUACAGUGUUAGAUGAAGUAUUUAUUUAUGCAGUUGAAAAACUGUGAUGGAAUUAUGAAAAUCAUACCACUUUAUCUAUCACCCCUGUCUAUAACUCUGACAAUACAAUAUCUAUCACCCCUGUCUGUAGCUCUCUGACAGUACAAUAUCUAUCACCACUGUCUAUAACUCUCUGACAGUACAAUAUCUAUCACCCCUGUCUGUAGUUCUCUGACAGUACAAUAUCUAUCACCCCUGUCUGUAGUUCUCUGACAGUACAAUAUCUAUCACCCCUGUCUAUAACUCUCUGACAGUACAAUAUCUAUCACCACUGUCUAUAACUCUCUUGUCUAUCACCACUGUCUAUAACUCUCUGACAGUACAAUAUCUAUCACCACUGUCUGUAGCCCUCUGUCAGUACAAUAUAUCAUCCCUGUUUGUAGCACUUUGACCACAUCAUACCUUUAAUUUCUGCCUGAAGCUCUUUGACUAUAACAUGCACUUUAUCCUUGUCUAAUAGUACAGUAUCUGUGUAUCAUCUGACAGUAGUACAUAUAAUAUCUUUCAGCCCUGAUAUAAUAUUAGCAGCCCUGAUACAAGCUAUGUAAAUAUUUGUACAGCAUAAUUAAUUUAUGCAAAUUGAUGUAAUAUAAUUACAGAAUGCGCACAUUAAGAUAGAGGUUUUUUUUUUUUUCAACAUUACUGGGGUCAUCUCUAAGCCUAUCAUCCAAGAUUCCCUUGUGUUAAAAUUUAAUAUUAAAUGAAAUGUUUACAUCAUUGUUUUAAUAUCCACAUAUUGAUUUACAUAUGUAAAUAGUAGUCUUGAAUUACAGGCUUAGAUAUAUAAUUUCCUUGUAGUCUUGUUUAACCAGACUUACAGGUCCUGCUAACUUGAUUUUAAAUGGCCGAUGAGAAAUCUGGGAUGGAUUUUGGCCGUUAUUACAAGUUUAACUUUUUAUGCGAUCAUCUUUAACUUAUUCAUAAGUUCUUGUAAUUGUUUUUAUUUCAAAUUAAGAUAUAUCAUAUUUUCACUUAGAAAUAUAUAUUCAAUUCUAUAUUAGGUCUAUAAACUUCUUAGAUCCAUUUUUUGAAAAUCCAAAUUGAUUUUAACUUUGGAUUAUUUGAUUUAAGCUGUUAAUAUGACCUAUUUCAAUGGAUAUAAAUAUAAAUUAUGAACUUCGUCACAUUCAUGUACCUACCCAAAGACACACACACACCCUCCCUCCUAAUGCACUGCCCUUUGUAAAAUACUGCCCCUCCUUAAAAAUAUAUAUAUAUCUAUAAAAUAUUUAAUAUCUGUUUUACAUAUUCAACCAAAUAAACUCUAGCUCUAUAUUUUCCCUAUAUUCAAAUUUUGAAUUUUGGGAAAAUACAAAUUGCUGAUUAUGGCAAAGCCUGAUCAUUUUCCCUCAUAGUAGACUGUAUGGUCUUCAUUAGACCAGUCAGAGCAGAACCCCAUUUCAUUUCAUUUACUCAUGACACAGAUUGCAUGGGUUAAGGUGAACAUUUGUAACUUUCUGGUCUAACAUCUUUAAGGCUAACAUUAAAAGAUGUCCUAACUAACAUCUUGAAGGCUAACAUUAGAAGUUAUCCUAACAUCUUUAAGGCUAACAUUACAAGAUGUACUAACUAACAUCUUUAAGGCUAACAUUAAAUGAUGUCCUAACAUCUUUAAGGCUAACAUUAAAUGAUGUCCUAACAGCUUUAAGGCUAACAUUAAAAGAUGUCCUUACUAACAUCUUUAAGGCUAACAUUAAAAGAUGUCCUAACUAACGUCUUGAAGGCUAACAUUAGAAGUUGUCCUAACAUCUUUAAGGCUAACAUUAAAAGAUGUCCUAACUAACAUCUUUAAGGCUAACAUUAAAUGAUGUCCUAACAUCUUUAAGGCUAACAUUAAAUGAUGUCCUAACAGCUUUAAGGCUAACAUUAAAAGAUGUCCUUACUAACAUCUUUAAGGCUAACAUUAAAAGAUGUCCUAACUAACGUCUUGAAGGCUAACAUUAGAAGUUGUCCUAACAUCUUUAAGGCUAACAUUAAAAGAUGUCCUAACAUUUUGAGGGCUAACAUUAAAAGGUGUCAUAACAUCUUGAAAGCUAACAUUAAAUGUUGCAAUAAUAUCUUUAAGGCUAACAUUAAAAGAUGUCCUAACAUCUUUAAGGCUAACAUUAAAAGGUGUCCUAACAUCUUGAAGGCUAACAUUAAAAGGUGUCCUAACAUCUUUAAGGCUAACAUUAAAAGGUGUCCUAACAUCUUUAAGGCUAACAUUAAAAGAUGUCCUAACUAACAUCUUGAAGGCUAACAUUAAAUGAUGUCCUAACAUCUUUAAGGCUAACAUUAAAUUAUGUCCUAACAGCUUUAAGGCUAACAUUAAAAGAUGUCCUUACUAACAUCUUUAAGGCUAACAUUAAAAGAUGUCCUAACUAACGUCUUGAAGGCUAACAUUAGAAGUUGUCCUAACAUCUUUAAGGCUAACAUUAAAAGAUGUCCUAACAUUUUGAGGGCUAACAUUAAAAGGUGUCAUAACAUCUUGAAAGCUAACAUUAAAAGUUGCAAUAAUAUCUUUAAGGCUAACAUUAAAAGAUGUCCUAACAUCUUUAAGGCUAACAUUAAAAGGUGUCCUAACAUCUUGAAGGCUAACAUUAAAAGGUGUCCUAACAUCUUUAAGGCUAACAUUAAAAGGUGUCCUAACAUCUUUAAGGCUAACAUUAAAAGAUGUCCUAACUAACAUCUUGAAGGCUAACAUUAGAAGUUGUCCUAACAUCUUUAAGGAUAACAUUAAAAGAUGUCCUAACAUUUUGAAGGCUAACAGUAGAAGUUGUCCUAACAUCUUAAAGGCUAACAUUAAAAGAUGUCUUAACAUCUUGAAGGCUAUUAUUAAAAGUUGUCAAAUAUUUUGUCUUGUAAUUAAACGAGAUUUGCAUCCUGUCCUUCACAGGCGUUAAAUAAGCUGGUGUUUAUUUGGUUAAAUAUGGUAGUAUAAUAUUGUAUAAUGUAUUAUAGUGUAAUAUAACUUUUGGCAAAUAUAUCAUUGUUUCAAUAUUUAUAUAUUUUAUCUAUUAUAUAUCUAUACUCUUGACACAGGUGGUUUCUAACUCAGAUUUACUUCUAAUACAUUAUAAUUUAUUACAAACAAUAGAAGAGCUCCCAUUUAGGUUUUUUUAAUUUUUUUUUAAAGUCAAUGUUCAACGGUAAAUAAAUCGGCUAGUCUCCAUUAAUUGUUAGAAUCUUAGAGUCCCCAGGGCAUUAGAGAAAAUGUGUUCAUGUCUCUAUCUGUUUUGAUGAUGAAAUAGGAUCCAUGGAUUCAGGAGUGGGGAUAAACACUUAAUUACAAACAAAUUUAACGUUCAACUCUUGUAAUGUGUUGCCAUCAUCUCCUGGUAAAUUCUGUAAAAAGAUUAUUUUAAUCAUGAUAUUAAAAUUGGAUUUAAAAAGAAGUGGAGAAUAGGAUCAAUGGAGUCCGAUGUAGAGAUAGACACUUAAUUUUAACUUCCUAGUCUUUUUAACGUUCAAUUCUUGCAAGAUAUCGUCAUACUCUCCUGGUAAUUUCUGACGCUCAGUAGCUCUCUAAGAUUGUUUCCUGUUCUGUAAAAAGAUUUUUUUAAUCAUAAUAUUAAAAACUGAAUUAAAGAGAAGUGGAGAAAUGAAAUUAUUUUUGCUAUUGUAAUAAUAAUAAAUAUUACCCAAUGAAGAGACUUAUUGUUUUCUGGAUCACAGUCAUUGGUAACAGAGAAAGAAAACUGAUUUUGUAGAAACUUUUACUUAUUUAUUAUAAUUGUUGGUGAAGAAAAAAUGUUUUUGAUUUUUCCCCCAUUAUCUGUAUUUUGUCGUCCUUGAUUUUCCCGAAUAAAUGUAGUUUGUCCUUCUCCUUGGUUGUCCCGAAUAAAUGAAUUUUAUCCUUCUCCUUGGUUGUCCCGAAUAAAUGUAGUUUGUCCUCCUUGGUUUACCCAAAUAAUUGUAGUUUGUCCUUUGGUUUUCCCAAAUAACUGUAGUUUGUCUUUCUCCUUGGUUUUCAAGCGAGUGGCUACCCUUUGUAUGUUUCUUGACUACAUAUGAUCUGACACAUAUUGAAAGCUGCUGCGAUGAUGGGCCUGGUUAUGCGUAGUAUAAAUUACUAAAUAGAUCAGUGGACAUUGUCUGGGUGUAAUUGGAAGACCUGCGUUUUGAUUGGUUGCUCAGAGUACACAAGUGAGACCAUGACACAAAGAUAAAACUUGUGAGAUGUUAAUGAAGAUGGUAAAAUAUUAAAUAUAGAAUAUAAAACAAAUAUGAAAAAAAGGAAUUGGGGAAAACAAAAUAAUUGCUCCAUCCUUACCAAGGGUAGCGCGAGUGUUAGAGAACCAAGGCACCUACUUUAUUUGUUUAUAAUAUAUUAAUAAAAUAGAUCUCAUUUAGGAGCACAAGAUAUUGAUAGGAGCAUUAAUUCAUAACCUGAUACAUUUAGGAGCACAAGAUAUUGAUAGGAGCAUUCAUUCAUAACCCGAUACAUGUUUAUUUUCAUCCUUUAUUUUGUAUUUUAGUAAGAUUAAAUAUUUUAUUUGAGAACAUGUAGUAUAUUUGGAUGUGGCUGAGCCAAUAAAAUGUUUGCAAUCUGUUUUAGCAUUAUGAUUCUAAAUAGUGUUAUAUGACAUCAGUUAAAAUGAUCAUUCAUUGUUAGGUUAUAAAAUGCAUCAGGCUUUAAAAAGAUGAUGGAGUUGCAUUGAACGUAUACCAGAUUGAAAUUUAGGAAUUCAAGAAACAUAUAUAUGCAUGAAAUUGAGGUGAAAACUCAAAUCUCUUAAAGGAAAUAGUCCUCCUGUUUCUAUAUUCUUACAAUAGCUAAAUAAGUGGACCAUCUCCUUUAAUACCAAUCUGAUCAAUAGUGGGUCGAGACCUGAAUUAAAAGUUAUACGGCAAUAUAGACUACUGGUAAUCAAUUUUGAGAGAUUUAACUUCUGGUGAUAUUCUUAAAGAAACAUUAACAGCUCAUCAUAGCCAUUACUUUGUCACAUAAUCAUGAUUAAUUUUUUCUAUUGCUCUGUGAAAAGUAGGCCUACUUAUCCCAUGUUUUUUGAUUUGUCAGCAGUCAAACUACGUAGACCACAAGACUGGCAAAUGACCUUAUAUAGUAUUGUUGUUACUCCUGCAUAAAUUUCACAUAAAAAGUAAGAUGGUUGUAAUAGAAGUAAGAAUUAUUUCUGCGACACAGUUUAUCUGUGCAUUUUGAAAUAAAGAUGAUAAAAUUAAA